CAGUAGAGAAGCCAGUUGCAAACAUUUUGUUUUCACUUAGUAGUCUAUCUUAGUCUUGAAACAAUUUGUUUUGGGAUGCAGGAUUUUGUAACGACUUUUUUACAGUAGCUAUAUUAAUGUCCGUUGGAAGGGACAUUAGGUCGUAAAGGGUUAAUCCAUCCUAUUUCUGAUUUUGACUUAGAUUAAAUAUGAAAUUAAUUUUUAGAAACAUACGGGUAUUUUGGCUAUCCUAGAUGAGGAAAGUCGCUUUCCAAAGUCAAACGAUCAGACACUUGCAACAAAAUUACAUCAUGGUCCAGGUGUUCAAUUUGCUGAUGUCUAUAUAAUACCGAAGGACGGUGGUACUUCGUUUACAAUUCGUCACUAUGCAGCUCCUGUUGUCUAUAAUAUUGUUGGUUUAUUAGAGAAGAAUCGUGAUACACUACCAAAUUCGAUUGUAUUUGCUGCCAGAAAUAGUAAUAAUUCAGUUGUUCAAGAAUUAUUUCGUUAUAAUUAG
Didymodactylos carnosus is the source of this 496-nucleotide messenger RNA. The record is from the annotation of a GenBank genome assembly. Lineage: Eukaryota; Metazoa; Rotifera; Eurotatoria; Philodinida; Philodinidae.